CCGAGCAUCUCGAGCAGCUUCAAUUCCCCCGUCAUCCCCUCGCGGUCGUUCGUCUGUCCCCGUCCCCGUCCCCGUCUCCGUCCCCGUCCGGAUCGCCUCACCCGCUUUACGCCCAUCAUGUCCUUCCCCACCCAGGCCGCGGCUCGUUGCUGCAGACAGAUCGUCCGCCCGACGGCUUCCCUGCGCCUUUCUCCCUCGACAUAUCUCGCCCAGCGCUCCCUCAGUCGGAGAUGGCAGUCCACCGAGGCUGAGGCCGCUGCUGCCCCCGCCAACCCCAAGAUCACCCAGAUUGUCGACCAGAUCAGCCAAUUGAACCUGUUGGAGACCGCCGACCUCGUGGCCAGCCUGAAGGCCCGCCUGAACAUCCCCGACCUGCCCGUUGGUGGUUUCGCCAUGGGCGCUGCUCCCGCCGCUCCCGCCGCCGCGGAGGAGGAGGAGGCUGCCCCUGCCGCGCAGGAGAAGACCCUGUUUAACCUGAAGCUGGAGAGCAUCGACGCCUCCUCCAAGGCCAAGGUCAUCAAGGAGAUCAAGACCAUGCUCGGUCUGUCCCUGGUCGACUCCAAGAAGUUCGUCGAGUCCGCUCCCAAGGUCCUGAAGGAGUCCGUGCCCAAGGAGGAGGCCGAGAAGAUCAUGGAGACCCUCAAGGCCGUCGGCGCCAAGGUGACCAUGGAGUAAACGGGCUUUGUUCUCUGCUCCCGGGGAAUUCUUAAUGCUGCCUGGUCACCCUUUUCUUUCCCCUUCCCCCCGUCCCGCCAGAAAGACAGCGGUGGGGGGAUGUUAUCUGGAUGACCCUGGAUGGAUGUUGUGAUUGGACUGCAUUAUCGAGCUGGAGUUUUGUCUCGCAACCACGCUUUUCGUUUUGUACUGUGUUUUUCUAUAUCUUUUUCUUUUCUCCGUCAUAUAUCUCUUGAGACUCUUCUGAUAUAACCGGAAAGCGGGAAAACGGCGGCGAAUGUACAUUAUCAUCUCCUUGAAUGGACAAUGUGGAACUCUGAUG
Aspergillus heteromorphus CBS 117.55 is the source of this 997-nucleotide messenger RNA. Its product is annotated as mitochondrial 54S ribosomal protein bL12m. Gene Ontology annotation, cellular component: ribosome. The record is from RefSeq and is a predicted model, not a curated record. Gene Ontology annotation, molecular function: structural constituent of ribosome. Lineage: Eukaryota; Fungi; Ascomycota; Eurotiomycetes; Eurotiales; Aspergillaceae. The transcript has 2 exons. Bases 118 to 675 code for a protein of 185 amino acids. Gene Ontology annotation, biological process: translation.